AUGGAAGACUCCAAGAACUUGGAUCCGCCCCAUCAAGUUGAACAGACCGAGUCUGCAGACACAGAACCACAUCAUGAAGACACGUCGGACUCGGACGACCAAUUUAUCGACGCGAGGUCAGGACCGGCAACUCCUAACAUGCGCUCCCCCACACCAAAAGCGAAUCCGAAGCAAAAAGAGGCAUCUCGAAAAGCCGAAAUCGCACAGGAUGAGGAAGAGGAAGCUUCAGCUGAAGACACUACUCCCAGUCCGCCACAUGCGAAUACGGACGACGAAGAGGCCGAAGAAAAGACCGGAACGCAUGUGUAUGACGAAGGAGAUGAUGAUGGGGCUGAGGACUUCGGUGAAGACUUCGACGAUUUCGAAGAGGGCGGUGGCGCCGACGACGGCUUUGACGACUUUGACGACGAUUUUGCACAACCACAACCAAUAGCAGUGCAACCGCAGACGCCAGUGACCCCUCAACAUAAGCCUCCCCCAUUUGCCAUUCCCGAUUUCGGCGGCCUCGGCCCCGACCAAGUCCUCGAGGCCACAGAAGAUAUACUAAACACAUUAUACCCCCCCGAAAUGCUCGAAGUACCUGCGCCUCAAACACUGCCGAAAGAUGCGUCCGUAUUUAUAAACCCACGUUCCGCUUCACUAUGGUCGCAACUGGUGGCGCCUCCGCCCCUUGCGCCGCCCGACUGGAUCCGGUCGCGGACACGACGUCUAUUCCUUGUAUCGCUCGGUGUUCCAGUGGAUCUAGACGAGAUUCUACCAGCCUCUAAACAAAAGAAGCUUAUACUACCGUCGCUCAAUCUCUCCUCAUCACCACGCGUAUCCAGCGAUGUCCGCGGCAGCGGUGUGUCACGGCUGAAACAAGGCGAGGGCAACGCAUCGUCCACGUCUGUCGACUCACAAGGCAGGCCGUCAGCGUCAAAGACACGCCGAGGCCCGCCAGCGGAGCCGGAUCUAGAUCUUGUCGCCGCGCGCUAUCUCUGCAACACCACAGACGAGGCCAUCGCCGGCAUGACGGACGAGGAGCUUAAAGCGCAUAUCAGCAAACUGGAGGCCAUGCAGGGCACUGCCAAGGAUGUACUGGAGUACUGGAAGAAGCGCACCGACGAGAAGCUUGGCGACCGGGAAGCCUUUGAAGGUGUUAUAGAAAAUUUGGUCAAGCAUGCGAGAAAAGUACGAAAGUAA
Messenger RNA from Akanthomyces muscarius, 1182 nucleotides. RefSeq lists its product as uncharacterized. Lineage: Eukaryota; Fungi; Ascomycota; Sordariomycetes; Hypocreales; Cordycipitaceae. The transcript is spliced from 3 exons. Bases 1 to 1182 code for a protein of 393 amino acids. The record is from RefSeq and is a predicted model, not a curated record.